AUGUGGCUCUGGGUGGCCGACCACAUGAUUGACGACCCUGAUCUGAACGAUGCCAACAACGACAUGGUCCAAAACUCCGUCUACGUGGCUCGCGGCCUCCUCAUCGAGAGCCAGUCCCCUGUCUGGCUCUACGGCACCUCGUCCGAGCACUCCGUCCUCUACCAGUACAACUUCCACAACGCCAAAAAGCUCUUUGCGGGCAUGAUACAGACGGAGUCUCCGUACUACCAGCCCACGCCCAAGCCACCUGCACCCUUCAAGGAGGCCGUUGGUGUCAUGCCCGGCGACCCAACGUACAAGUGCGCGGCCGACGACGAGUUUAGCGGCUGCGACGAGUCGUGGGGCGUCAUCAUUAGGGGGUCUGAAAAUGUAUUCAUUGCGGGCGCGGGCAUCUACUCGUGGUUCUCCACAUACGCACAGGACUGCAUCGACACUCAAAUGUGCCAAAAUGUGCUGGUUCUCUUUGAAGAGAACCUUGAAAACGUCCGCAUCCAGAAUCUCAUCACCAUCGGUGCCAAGUACGUCGCCGUGCAGGAUGGCAAGGGCAUCAUGGCCGCCGACAAUCUCAACGUCGAUUCUCAUCCGAAGUGGACGCAAAUCUCUGUCUUCGACGUCAGCCGUAGCGCCCCGGGCUUCGAGGAUCUCACUUGGAUCGACCCCAAGAUCUGGGACAUGGACACGCCUAGCUUCACCUGCUCGUCACCCUGCAGCGUCAAAAUCCCGCCCUGGACCGGCGCCACCCGCGUCGUCAACUACCCCCUCAUCACUGUCAGCAGCGGCACGUGGACUAGCACCAUCACCAAGCCCCCGUUGACAUUGACCGAAAUAGGAUUCAAGCCCGUCACCAUCACAGCUGAUGGCGCCAAGGGCAAAGGGAAGCGUCAGGGCCUGGAACCCUUCUUCCCCAUCCCAGCCACGACUCCAGCAUGGCCACGAGUGAAGUACAACGGCCCAGACGGAAAGGAAUCCUACGCGAGCCCGUCCGGUCCGUUCCCCACGCCUCCCCUGUCCAUUGGACCUGACGCGAAGCCGCCCACGUCAGGCAACUGGCCAAAGAAGGCGAUUCGAGCGGUGCUCGGGUCUGACACCAGUCCUUCGGUAGGCAGAUGCGGUUUCCCGGACAUAUCCUGCAACCCGCAGCCGUGGACAUACCGUGACGUUGGCGGUCGGGACACAGACGACGACGACUGGGACGGCAAUGAUGUCCCCGACGAGGAGAUAAUCACAUGCCCACCCGAGCCAUCGUCAUCAUCAUCCAGCGCGUCAAAGACUCCUACCACAACGACCUCGGCGGCACCCAAGCGGACACUAGAAAUAGGUGAUCCUGAAAUCAACGACCGCCACUGCUACAAUUCGGGAUACGCAGCCAAGCACGUCAGACUCGAUUACGCCAUCGAGGAUUACUGCAACGAAUUGAACGAUAAGGGAGCAAUCCUUGACGCAGGGUUUUCCUAUAAGACCAGUUUCCCGUUUAGUGGAGACCCGUGGCCUCUUCUUGUCAUCAUUGGCCUCGUAGUCGUGGACCACACGAAGUGCAGCUGGGUCAACAAGUGGCCGGCGAGCUCGUUUGAUAAUCACGGCAUCGUCAACUCCACCGAAACUGAGCCGCAAAACGCUCUACAGGGUACAGAGCUCUGCUCCAAAUAUCUGCAUGCCAUCAUUGACAGCUGUAACUGCGGGGGUGUCGAUGGGAAGCAGGGCGGAACUUUGGAAAAUGAUUGUUACGAGUGGCGAAUUGACCCGAAUACGGAUUGGUAG
Purpureocillium takamizusanense is the source of this 1758-nucleotide messenger RNA. RefSeq lists its product as uncharacterized. The coding region runs from base 1 to 1758 and encodes 585 amino acids. The record is from RefSeq and is a predicted model, not a curated record. The transcript is spliced from 4 exons. NCBI's taxonomy places the organism in Eukaryota, Fungi, Ascomycota, Sordariomycetes, Hypocreales, Ophiocordycipitaceae.